CUCAGCUUAAGGUUAUACGCGUUUCGUAAGACGCGAGUUUGCGCGGGAAAGGCGCGCAUUUUACGUGUCAAACGUCAAAUUUGAUUUAUUUUUCAAGUGUUUCAUUUGAGUGGACUUUAAUUGUUUGUGAUUAUUGUUUUUGUCUAUGAAACUAACAUCAAAAUGGCGUACGAGGUAAAAAUCCCAACGAUCAAGUUAGAUGAAACUACACGUUCUACGUCGACGAGCGCAGUUCCAAGUCCGCGGGACUCAUACAACAGCUUGAUAACCAAUAAGGUUGAGGGCGGCGAACACUCCGACAAAUACGAUCUAGGGAAGGCAAGAGAAAAGAAAGAGUGCAGGCGCUCCUGUUGCUGCAGCUCCGUGGGCCAGUCGGUGUGGGGAGUCCUUCUCAUUGCAAUAUCUAUUGGAGGUUUCAUUGUCAGUCCCUUGGACAUUUUGCUGUGGGAGAAACUCAACAUGAGGGAAGGUUUGCCUCCGUACGAAUGGUGGUCGGACCCACCAGAUGAACUAUUGAUGAGGAUCUAUAUCUUCAACGUUACAAACCACGACAGAUUCUUGAAUGGACUUGAUGCGAAGAUCAACGUUGAGGAGAUUGGUCCUAUUGUUUAUUUAGAGAAGUUACUGCAUUCAAACGAGACAUUUAAUGAAAAUAGCACAUUAUCGUACAAGGCGAGGAGGUUUCUUGUCUACCUUCCAGAGAAGAACACAAUAAAUCUGAACAGCACUAUAGUUGUGCCGAACUUAGCACUCUUGGGCAUAGCAUCUCGUCUUUAUGAUGCAAAUUACUUUAUGAGAACCGGCUUCAAAUUCCUGGCGAACUCACACGGGAGCACAUUCUUCAAUCAGAUCAGUAUAUACCAAUAUUUAUGGGACUACCAGGAUUCAAUAUUGGAGACGACCAAAAGCUUAGCACCGAAUAUGGUGCCCACGACAAAUAUGGGGGUAUUAAAAGGGAUCUAUGAAGGAUUUGCCGAUGACGUCACCGUUAUGAUGGGCCCAAAAUAUGGACACGAGAACUUCUUCAAAAUUGUUCGAUUCAACAACAGGGAGCAGUUAAAAGGUUAUAACUUAGAUACAUGCCCCGACCGUAUCACAGGCGCAACAGAAGGAGUUAUGUAUCACCAGCGUAUGAAGAAAACUGACGUGCUAAAAUAUUUGAGGAAAACUAUAUGUCGGACAAUGUCUUUACAUUUCGAUGAGGAACUGACCGUAGACAACGUGCCAGUGUACAGAUUCAACUUGUCGGAUGACGCAUUCAACAGAAUUAGAAAUGGAACGGAUUGUUACGACACCGUUCCGUCUUUACCAGACGGUGUAACGGACACGUCGAAAUGUUUUGACGGAAUACCUAUGGUGGCGUCUUAUCCACACUUUUACACCGGUUUGCCACACCGCAACAAAUAUGUAACAGGACUUAAGCCUGAUAAGGAAAAACAUAAUUCAUAUGUUCUUGUGGAACCGUUAACCGGCACGCCAUUCCGAGCUUUAGCCAGAAUGCAAUGUAACUUACGAGUACAGAAUCUGUCUGUAUUCCAUGGCGACAAUUAUGAUAAGUUCUCCGAGCUCAUAAUACCAUUGACAUGGAUUGAAUAUAGUCAAGAAGGUCUACCAAAUACCAUACGCUAUACGAUUUACUUCAUGGUAGUAAUUCUACCACCUUUAUCUACUAUUUUACUUACUUUCACGUUAGUUCUAGGAUUCUAUUAUGUAAUAAAACAAGUAUUUCGAGUCAAGAAAGAUUUAUUUAGAUCUUUCCUAUCAUUGUAUAAAGAAGAGGAUGUAUUAUGUAAGAAUAAAGUAAUCGCGUAUGAAACUGAAUCGUUUUUGAAAGUGCCAAGUUAAUUUCUUAAUAAGCUUUAGAUUAAUUAUUGUUUCUAUUUAUACUAUGACUGUGCCAUGAACGUGUAUUAUUUGAUAGGUGGCCAUAGAUAAAGUUUAAACUCUAAAGAUCAAAUGAUCACAAACAGAAUUCAUUGAAAUUUGGCAAUGAAAUGUCACUGUCAUGUCAAACUUUAUCUAUCCCAAAUAAUGUGCAGUCUGCGUAUAGUGCGUAUUGCAUAGUGAACUCAACCUGACAUUUGCUAAAUUGUGAUUGCCCUGCCUAAAAAGGCACCGCAACAAUAGAAGGAAUUAAAAUUAUUAAAUGCAAAGUGCAGGCUGCAAAGGUGGCAGGGACCGAAAUACAAUAAACAGGAAAUAUUAUUAAUAAAUAUAUAUAUUUACUAAAACAAGUAGGUUAUUAUAAAGUGCAAACUUCUUGCUUAGCAUCCGAAAGACAUUCUUCAUGAAGUAGGGAAUAACAAGUGCCAGACUGGUAUUUUUUAACAUUAUAUUUAAUUUUAUUAAAGUAACAUUGCAACAAUUUUGUUUCAAUUAGGUAUAUUGCGGUGGAUACUUUAAUAGUAAUUAUAUAGUGACUCGUAAACUAAUAAUUAUUGAGAUAAAAGAAUUUGCCAAUUGCCUGGCUAUUAUACUUUUGCUAUUACGUGGUGGAACGACAAAACAGCUGUUGUAUUCAUAAACUUAGUAUACUACCGUAAUAUACUUAGUUUGAGGUGAAAGAACUUAGGUGUAACGUCAGUUCUACCAUUGUACCCAGAGAAAAUGUAUUUUUUUUUUUUCUGAAAAAAGAAAUACCAACAUCGUUUAAGAAAUUACUGUGAGUACGCUCGUGCCGAUUAAAUCAUUCAAAUACUAAACGAAAUUUAUAGUACUUGUAAAAUUAGUAGGUAUUUAUUAUGCGUACAAAUAAUUACAACAUAUUUUUUGCUCACGCUCUCACAGUCAUAGUAUGCAUGGAAUAUAGACAGAGAAAUGAAAUGGUAGUAAGACUGAAUAGAACUUGUUGUGAAUAAUAUUUUAAGUGCUUCCUUUUGAAUUAAUAUUGUAGUAAAUAUAACAUGGCUGAAAAUAGUUGCACAUUACCUAACUCAUACAAAUUGUGUAGGAUUUGAAAAAGUUUAACUGAAGUUUAAUUUAGUGGCAAAUGUGGGGAGACAAGGAAUUUGUAAAAAAAAAUAUUUAGAUAUAUCGGUUUAGGGCUUCAUUUUUAAUUAUAGUACCUAGUUAUUACUAUACGUUUUUUUAAUGUAAAACUACGCCGAAAGCUUUUUUUUAUAUAAAUGAUGGGCAAUUUAGGAAACGCUUUCAAAUAAAGUGUCUCUUAAACCGAAAUAAGCUAGGAAUUUUUAGUAGUAAAUUUUUAUACUCAAUAGGUUGUGCGAACACAAUAUUUAGAUGUAUUAUUUUGGUUGACUUGAUUUACUGGUUUAUAAGUUGCUGAUUAGUUAUUACACUAAACUAACCACUGGUUCCUAAAAGCAUCCUGUACGUUUAAAUCUUAGAUUGUUUAUACGUCUAGAUAGACUGUGACAGCUAUGAAAACGUCGAAAUAUAUCGAUAUAAUAAAAUCUAUUUUGAGCAAUGCAAAUCGUAGACGUAGCUUUUCACGCACACUGAAGUAAUAAACCUGUUUUCAUUGUUGUCUAGCAGCAAGAGGCUCUAUCUAGACAUAUAAAUUAACUAAGGUUUAAAUAGAGAUAUAAUCAACGUGUCAUAUUUUUCUCACUAUUUCUCUAAGUCUCAAAUUACUACGGCUUAAUAAGUCUAUGACGAUACUAACAGAUUCAAAAAUAGGUAAACUCCCUUCAAAGGCUGGCAAUGUCGUUUAUGAAUUAAAUAAAUGACAUAACUUGUGUUUAACAAAUAUAACUGUUAGUUAUUUAUGUUAUAUAUCUACAUAAACAUACAAUUGACUUACUUUCAACAGCUCUCUACGCGUACACAUACUACCUACAGACUGCUUUUAGGGCCUAGUAUUUAGUCUUGUCUCUAGAGAAAUAAGUGACGACUUUGAAAUAUUUAAACUAGUAUCUACUCAAGGUAAGCCCAGUGCAAUAGGUUUCUAACGUAGAUAGAAGAUGGACACUAGAUACGCUAUCAACGUAUGUAAAUGAGAUAGCAAUAGUCUGUGACCUGUGUUAUGUUUUUGUGUUUUUGUUCUGGACGAUUUGUACAACGUAAUAGACAACAACGUCCCAUACUUUAAUAAUAACUGAAUUCACAUGAAAUCACUCAAAAACGUAGGUAUCAACAAUCAGAAUUUAAAUUAAAUAGUAUUUUACAAUGGCAACCAUUGUUUGUUGGGAGCUGGUGAACUACGUCAAAACAAAAAAAAUCGCAUACGCGAAAGAGAUAGCAGAUAAUGUAGUGUAUCUCGCUUACUCUCAAUACCAAUCUAAUUUAUAUGUAUCUGUCACAUUAUUAUUGUUAUAUUAGAGACGCAUCUUCUAUGUACGGUUUCUAAACAUCAAAACGACAGUGACAGUCGUAAAUCAUAACAGCUCUGCCGGUGUACCUACCAUGCAUUGCUACUUUACAAAUAAUGUAAUGAAAACUUGAAAUGAAUUGAUAGCCUUCUAAUUUUUUUUAAUUAGUUAAAAUACCUAUCAAGUUACUGCAUCAAAUAAUGUGAUAUAUUUUAUAGUGAGUAGUAGAUAUACUUUUAAGUAAAUAAGUUUGUUACACGAGAAUAUAGGAAUAAUUUUUCGAACAUCAACUGUUCUAUUUAAGGUCCGGGCAAAGAAUAUUAUGUAAUGGUACCUACAAGUCCAGCUUGUUAUGUUGGCUAUAGUGGCAUUAGUGUCACAUGAAAAAUAAUAAUGGGUUGAAUUCCGGGAGUGCCGGCAGAGGUGAAAUUUGAACAUUAGCAUUAUGCAUUUUUGAAUAUUUUGGAAUUGCGCUAUCGUUCCUACACAAAAAUGAUAAUUUAUAUUAGAUAAAAAAUUUAACACUACAAAACUAUCACAAUUAUUUUACAUUAACAAGUUUAUCUCUCAGAAAAAUCAACUUUCAUCCAUAAUUUCAUCGACUGUCUUACGAAUUCUCGUUCAAGCCACUUGUCCUGACGCUAGUUUAACAUUUUAUACCCAACCCAAGAAAAGUGCUCAACGCCGCUGAAAAAGUUUUCACUUCAACUGGUUGGACUUGGGAAUUAGGUAGGUAUUCGUUUGGGUCUGGUUAACUGGUUUGUAUUUGCGAGCUACUGUGAAACUCGUAUUCGGUACUAAUGCCAUAUUUUAAUUUUUACAUAUUAUUAAUGUAAAUGAAAUGCAAUUACGGGGCAAAUGAGACUUAACAUCUUAUGAUUUAGAAAUGACAUCAAAAAGAAUUCUAAAGGAAUCAAUUUUGGGAAAAUAAAUGCCUUUAAAGGUUGUAGUUGUAGUUUUUGCGUUUUACUAGAAUUCUAGGAGCGAAUCACUGCAUUGUAUGCGCAUGGCGUAUCAAUUACCAUCAGCUGAACGUCCAGCUCGUCUCGUCCAUAAAAAAAUGUAAGUAAUGACAGCAAAAAUUUUAGUAACUCGAAAGGUAAUCGCUAAAAUUCGUAAACAAGCGUAAAUUCGUAUUACAUUUUGAAUUUGAAACUCCCAACUAAACUAAAUAAGGCGUGUUGGAAAGAACGCCCACUUUGUUUUGUAAGGAUUUAAUAAUAUGUGUAAAGAUAUUUCAAUGAGACUUUAUAGCUACAUAGCUAAAAUCUCUGAUGUUGGUGAACUAACACGAUAUUAUGAUACAAUAAGUAUGUUAUUAUUAUAUACAUUCCAAAUUCCAUUCGGUUUAAUUUCCAUUCUGCUCUACCAUCAUCGUAGUAGGUAUGAAACAUUAAAUUUGAUUCGAUUCCAGUCCUAAAUGAAUUCGUUUUCGUUUAUGAGAUUUUGAUAGUCGAAUCGGAAAGCGAAUGUGUGUGGCGACAAUACAAAACAUAAUUAAUGUGAUGUGAUGUAAAUGAGGGUGUUUAUAGCGUAAUUUUGAAUUCACUUAUGUUGGUAGUACCUAGUUAAGAUAGCUCAAAUCUGUAUGACAAUGUAAAUUGUAACUCGUUUCUUAUAUUAUUUUAGUAUAUUAAGUAUAAAAUAGUCUAUCUGUGAUUGUUCCUAAUUUUGUUAAGAUUUGCUCACUUAAGGAAAAAAUAAAUCAUUCGUAUUA
Molecule: messenger RNA, 5988 nt
Organism: Leptidea sinapis
Lineage: Eukaryota; Metazoa; Arthropoda; Insecta; Lepidoptera; Pieridae
Product: lysosome membrane protein 2-like
Exons: 12
Coding region: 163-1845 (560 amino acids)
Cellular component (GO): cytoplasm; membrane
Molecular function (GO): scavenger receptor activity
Source: RefSeq, a predicted model, not a curated record